UUAAAAUGUACUCUCAAAGCUAUCUUUUCUUGCCUCUCAACCAUCAAUGUUCACCACUGAUCAUCUUCAGUCUAGUCGGAAGGGAAGCCCAAAAGUUUCGGGACAAAUGACAAAUGACCCUCGAUGAGGUUUUGGGGAAAAGCGCUGCAUCUGCUCUGGUGUGCUACUGGUCAUGCCAUUGGCUAUUAUGCCGACACUCCGGGUCAGCGAUGUCACCUUUCCAAUGGUCAGACGACCUCGCUGCGAGGCUUUGAGGUGGGGGCGAGCAUUUCUCUUUGCCGUGACCCACAUUCGAGGCAUAUAAAUAGUAGCCCCGGGGCAGAGUUCCAUUAUCAGUUUACGAGUUUAGCUCCCCAAUCCCACUUCGUUCAUCGUUAAGUGUCCAGUUCCCAACCAAGUUUAGCCGACAACAAGAUGAAGGUUUUCGUCUGCCUGAUUGCCUGUUUUAGCCUGGCCCACUCCGGCUUCAUUGGAGGCGGUGGCGGCGGUGGCUGGUCUUCCGGCGGAGGCGGCGGCGGUGGCUGGUCCUCUGGCGGCUCUGGCGGUGCCCCCACCAUCGUCAAGGUCAUCAGCGAGGAGGCUGGUCAUGGUCAUGGCCAUGGUGGACAUGGAUAUGGUCCCGCACCCGAAGAACUCAAGAUCAUCAAGGUGAUCAGCGAGGGCGGUCACUCUGGAGGCUAUGCCUCCCAUGGCCACCAUGAUCAUGGUCAUAGCCAUGGUCAUGGCGCCGAGGUAAAAAUCAUCAAGGUUAUCCAGGAGGAGGAUCAUGGACAUGGUCAUGGACACAGUCAUGGUCAUGGUCAUGGAUAUGACUACUCCAGCGGUGGCCACCAAGCCGAGGAAGUGAAAAUCAUCAAGCUGAUUAGCUCGGGCAUCACCGAUGGCGGCUACUCUGGCGGUGGCUGGUCUUCCGGUGGCUCUGGAGGUGGUUGGUCCGCCGGUGGAUCCAGCGGUGGCUGGUCCUCUGGUGGAUCCGGCUGGAACUAGGGACCCAAAGAAAUCCCAGCAAUCCAGAGCGUUGACGUCAGCUCCCUUUGUUCCUUGUUGUUAGAGUUGUCCAGCGUUAUUGGCCAUUUGCGAUGUUAUGAAGUUACUAUAUCGUUAAGAUACUGCACGU
Molecule: messenger RNA, 1117 nt
Organism: Drosophila serrata
Lineage: Eukaryota; Metazoa; Arthropoda; Insecta; Diptera; Drosophilidae
Source: RefSeq, a predicted model, not a curated record